This is a messenger RNA of Adineta ricciae, 1071 nucleotides long. NCBI's taxonomy places the organism in Eukaryota, Metazoa, Rotifera, Eurotatoria, Adinetida, Adinetidae. The record is from the annotation of a GenBank genome assembly.
AUGGCUCAAGCUUGCUUAACCCAAUAUUUUACGCCGAAACGAUCCCGACAUUCUUCAACCAUUCUCGCUAAUGGUGAAUCCAUAAAGUCCCAAAAACGAAAGUUGAGAGUCGAUGAUGAAAAUAAUGAAAAUAUCUGUUCAUCAUCCAGCAAAAAACGACGAAUUAGCCCAUCCAAACCAACCGACGGUUAUUUACAAGGUUGCGAUUUAGAUCAAAUCGAUAAAUUACCAUUGUCGAGAAAAAAUCGUUAUGAUGAUGGAAAAGAUGAGAAAAAAGUCAGAACAUUCGAACGACAGAAGAAGUGUCUGACUAAAGUAGCCGAUAUCGAUGAAUUGAAAAAACAUCUCAAAGCUGUCCGAACUCAUAUUGAUGAAAUCAAACAACAACGUACAACCACAACAUCAUCAAAUGAAAUCGGAAAUGAAGCUCAAACGAAAUUCGUUCCUGCUCACGAACGUUUUGCUCAUCUUCUUGCUGAAAAACCUUCGAUAACCGAAUCGACACCAAUCAAAAAGAUUGCUUCACCUGCUGAUAUCCGUCGAUAUGUUCAAGUCACCGAAAGUGAACGAUUAAAGAAAGUCUUAGCUAAAGUUGAACCAUCAGUGGUUGAAUCUCUACCAACGACACCAUCGAAACGUAUUGCCGGUAUAAAUAAUCGUUUACUUGAACAAAUACGUUUGAAGGAAGAGUCACGUACUCAAUUAAUCUCUUUGGAAAAUACCGGUGUUGUUCAAAACGAGAAACAGCGUUCAAAAACCUAUGAAAUGUUCCAUCACAUGCGAGAAUCUGUCGAGAUAAUCGAUCAGUUGUUUACUACAGAACGACAAGUUGCUUUAGAAUGUGAUCGUGUUUGUGCUAAACUUAUUGAAAUACAUUCCGCUCGAUACAAUGAAGAUCAAGCCAGUGAAAUGUUAGAUUUCAUUGUGAAAUCUAUGGAAGAAUGUCGACCUGGUUAUUUGAUUUCGUUAAAACUACGAAAUAAGCAAUACAUCAAAAUGAAUCGAGCAAAAUUAACGAUGGCACAAUUGAAUGAGUUUCUUGACAAGAAACUGAUCGAAUUCGGCGAAUAA